Messenger RNA from Dioscorea cayenensis subsp. rotundata (Guinea yam), 441 nucleotides. RefSeq names its product cytokinin riboside 5'-monophosphate phosphoribohydrolase LOG1-like. The record is from RefSeq and is a predicted model, not a curated record. Gene Ontology annotation, molecular function: hydrolase activity, hydrolyzing N-glycosyl compounds. Gene Ontology annotation, cellular component: cytosol; nucleus. Gene Ontology annotation, biological process: cytokinin biosynthetic process. The transcript has 5 exons. The coding region runs from base 43 to 441 and encodes 132 amino acids. NCBI's taxonomy places the organism in Eukaryota, Viridiplantae, Streptophyta, Magnoliopsida, Dioscoreales, Dioscoreaceae.
AAAGACAUUAAUUUAGUAUAUGGAGGAGGCAAUAUUGGAUUAAUGGGCUUGAUAUCGCAAACUGCCUUUGAUGGUGGAAAACAAGUUCUUGGUAUUAUUCCCAAAGCUCUAAUGGAUAAAGAGAUCACUGGCAUCACUCUAGGAGAAGUAAAACCAGUGGCCAAUAUGCACCAAAGAAAAGCAGAAAUGACUCGCAAUUCUGAUGCUUUUAUUGCUAUGCCUGGAGGUUAUGGUACUCUUGAAGAACUUUUUGAAGUGAUUACGUGGGCACAAUUAGGCAUACAUAACAAGCCGGUUGGAUUAUUGAAUAUUAAUGGCUACUACGACUCAUUGCUUUCUUUCAUUGACCAAGCUGUAGAAGAAGGUUUCAUCAACCCAAGUGCAAGACAUAUCAUUGUCUGCACUUCAAAUGCAAAGCAGCUUAUGGAGAAACUCAAGUAA